CAGUGCUCUCUCUCAGUACGGACUGGAGAGAGAUAGAUAGAGGAGGAGGAGGCUGCUUCAUGCUGCCGCUACUGCUGGUCCUGCCUUUGUCGUAGAGGGAUCUUUUUUUUCUUUCUUUCGUCCUCUUCUCCUCCAUCGAGGUCACACUUGAAGCCAGAGGGAUAUUCAUUUUUUUUUGUUUUUUAUUUUUUUUUUUCCUUCUACCCUUUUCACGGAUUCCGAAGCGAGGGGGAAAUUACCUGGGUGUACCAAUGUACUCGUUACACGCGGCGGGCAGCGGUCUGCUUCUGCCUCCUCCUUCUCUGCUGGUGGUGGUGGUCCUGGCAGGACUGCAGAUUGCAGCAGAGGGCAGGGGUGCCCCACCAUGUCGACCAGGCUUCUCUGAAGAUGUAUACAAGGUUGUGGUGCCGGAUAUCACGGAAAAAGGACAGCCCCUUUUCAACGUGAGGUUUCUCAGCUGUGGCCGAGGUGGUCUGGUGCGGUUUGAGUGCAGCAACCCGUCUGACUUUCGGAUAGAGGCCGACGGAGUGGUUUACGCUGCCAGGACUCUCCAGCCCUCCGUGCUCCCUGCGCUACCUCUGCUGAUUAAGGCCAGUGACGCCACCACUCAGCAGCAAUGGGUGACUCAAGUUCAGCUGACAUCAUCCGGCAGCCAGCAGGUCCAGGAAGUUCCCGUCCCUCCAGUCGUGUCCGAGGAUUUAAAGGAAAUAACUUUUCCAUCACGAAACGCAGACGGCCAACUGAAACGCAUGAAGAGAGACUGGGUCAUCCCCCCAAUCAACGUCCCGGAGAACUCGCGAGGCCCGUUCCCACAAGAGCUCGUCCGGAUCCGAUCCGACCACGACAAAAACCGGUCCCUGAGAUACAGCGUGACCGGCCCCGGGGCCGAUCAGCCUCCCACUGGAAUCUUCAUCAUCGACCCAAUUUCUGGAGAGCUGUCAGUCAACAAGCCCCUGGAUCGAGAGCAUAUCUCCAACUUCCAUCUGAGAGCUCAUGCAGUCGACCUGAACGGCAACCAAGUCGAAAACCCUAUUGAUAUUGUGAUCAAUGUGAUCGACAUGAACGACAACAGACCCGAGUUCACCCAUCAGAUCUGGAACGGCACUGUUGCAGAGGGCUCCAAGCCAGGAACAUUUGUUAUGACGGUUACAUCUGUUGAUAAAGACGACCCCAAAAUGCCUAAUGGCAUGCUGCGAUACAAGAUCCUGUCGCAGAAUCCCGAGAGCCCGACGUCUAACAUGUUCACCAUCAACAAUAAAACCGGAGGCAUCAUUACAGUGGCAGCAGGCCUGGACAGAGAGAAAGUGCCUCAGUACACAUUGAUCAUCCAGGCCACCGACAUGGAAGGCAACCCCAUGUACGGCCUCUCCAACACCGCCACCGCCGUCAUCAGAGUCACCGACGUUAACGACAAUCCGCCGGAGUUUACCGCCGAGACGUUUUUCGGCGAGGUGCCUGAGAACCGCGUGAAUGUCAUUGUGGCCAACCUCACGGUGACUGACAAGGACCAGCCCAACACGCCGGCCUGGAACGCCGUCUACAAAAUCACCGGGGGCGACCCCACCGGCAGGUUCUCCGUGCCCACUGAUCCCACCACUAACGAGGGCCUGGUAACCGUCGUCAAGCCUAUUGACUAUGAAAUCAGCAGGACGUAUGUGCUGACAGUGGAAGCGAGGAAUGAGGUCCCCCUGGCCAGAGGCAUCCACUCUCCCCGGCAGUCCACCGCCACCGUCUCCAUCAGGGUGAUAGAUGUCAAUGAGAGUCCCUACUUCGAGCCCAACCCCAAACUCAUUAAACUGGAGGAGGGGAUGAUGCCCGAGUCAACCUUGACCACCUUCACCGCGCAGGAUCCUGAUCGCUUCAUGCAGCAAACCAUCAGAUACUCCAAACUCUCAGAUCCGGCCAACUGGCUGAGGAUUGACCCCAACACUGGUCGAAUCACCACAAUUGCCAUUUUGGACCGAGAGUCGCCCUUUGUGAAGAACAGUUUGUACAAUGCGACAUUCCUGGCUUCUGACAGCGGUGUUCCACCAGCAAGUGGCACAGGCACCCUGCAGAUCUUCCUGCUGGACAUCAACGACAACGCGCCCAAGGUUUUCCCUCAGGAGACGGACAUAUGUGAAAAGCCGGAGCCGAACGCCAUCAACAUCACUGCGCUCGAUGGAGACCUCAACCCCAACGCCGGGCCGUUCGCCUUCGAGUUGGCCCACAAGCCCCCCGACGUUCGGAGAAACUGGACCAUAACGAGGAUCAGCGGUGACUAUGCCCAGGUGAGCCUGAAGAUUGGCUUCCUUGAGAGCGGUAUCUACGAGAUCCCCAUCAUAAUCACAGACUCAGGCAACCUGCCCAUGUCCAACACCUCCUACCUGCGGAUUAAAGUGUGCCAGUGCGACGUCAACGGAGACUGCACCGACCAGCAGCACAUCAUGGCCGCCGGCCUGGGCACAGGCGCCAUCAUAUCUAUCCUCCUGUGCAUCAUCAUCCUCCUCAUUCUCGUCUUGAUGUUUGUGGUGUGGAUGAAGCGCCGAGAUAAGGAGCGGCAGGCCAAGCAGCUGCUUAUCGACCCCGAGGAUGACGUGAGAGACAACAUCCUCAAGUAUGACGAGGAGGGUGGAGGAGAGGAGGAUCAGGAUUACGACCUGAGUCAGCUCCAGCAGCCAGACACGAUAGAGCCCGAUGCCAUCAAGCCGGUGGGAAUCCGCCGUCUAGACGAGAGACCCCUCCACCCCGAGCCGCAGUACCCCAUGAGGUCGGCGGCGCCCCACCCCGGAGACAUCGGAGACUUCAUCAACGAGGGACUCAAGGCAGCAGACAACGACCCCACCGCUCCUCCCUACGACUCCCUGCUAGUGUUCGACUACGAGGGCAGCGGCUCCACAGCCGGCUCCCUAAGCUCCCUCAACUCCUCCAGCAGCGGGGGCGACCAGGACUACGAUUACCUCAACGACUGGGGCCCUCGCUUCAGAAAACUGGCAGACAUGUACGGCGGGAUCGACGACUAGGACACACAGCCACACCUUGGAAGGAGAAAAAAAGAAGUAAAAAAAACAAAACAAAACAAAAAAAAGCCGGAGAGAAAAAAAAUAACCAAGAAAAAGGAAAGUUUUCCUGUUGAUGGACACGGACAGCUUCUGAUAUUCCCCCAAGAGAGUGAUAGAACUGUGACAGAUACAAAAAAAAUAAACAUUGAUUCAGAAUUUUUUUGAGAAAAAAAAACAAACAAAAAAAAAACCAACCUACCAACCUAGGCUUAUUGUUGUAGUCUACGCAUACAUAUGCUUGUUGAAAGCUUAGGCAUAGGCUGUGGAGUCCAGUUAUGGAGGAUGUGGGUGGGAACAUGGUGGACCGUCACCACUCGGAUCGUUGGUGUUGAAUGCGCUCAGUUACACUUGAAUUUCACAGUACAGAAGCACUGGGAUAUAAUGUGCCUUUUUGUACAUUUUUUUGGAUCUAAAUGAUUAGUUUUAUGUUCAAGGCUUUAAUGGUACUGACUUUUGGAGUGAUUUCAAACAAAGUAUGUUACACUCUGGUAUGCUUCUACAUGCUUUUUUUUUUUUUUUUCCUUUCGUUACACAAUGCUCCUGUUUGUUGAAGAUUAUUUAAAUGAACCACAUAGAUGAAGAAAGGAAGGAUCAUCUGUUAGCUUGGAUGGAAAGAAAGAAAAACAAAUUAAGAGCAGCACUGUACAGUACGCUAGACUUCUAGACUUUCUCACUAAAAAAUUAAAAUUAUGCAGCUGGUUGCAAAUAAAGGGAGUUAUGAAUCAUACUUUUGUAGCAGAUUUUUUUCUUUUCUUUUUUUGAAGUGAUGUAGUAUUUUACAAAAACAACAAAAAAACUGUUUUGGUCUAAUCUAUGUACACUUCAUUUGCCUUAGUCAUCAUCUGAUAUUUUCAAGUUUUACUUCACUGUAAAAAGAUGUGUGUACAUAAUGUUUUUUUUUUCUUUUUCUUUAUCUUAUUUUUUCCUUUUGAUGUAGUAUAUGAAGAAGUGCAAAAAGUUCCAAACUUGUAAAUGUAUAAUUUGGACUGAAAAAUUCAAGUUUUUUGCAUGUUUUUAUCUUUUCAUGACGACAAAAAUGGAAAAAAAUAUGUUGUUUCCCAAAUUUAUUUACAAAGUGACAAAAAAAUAAAAAAAAUCUGGGUGACAUUAAAUGUGUAGAAGUUAAGAGUUUUUUUGUACAAAAAAAAAAUUAGGAAAAAAAAACACUGGUGAAAAAUUGGAAAGUAGUGAUUUUGUCAGCACAACUGUUGAAUUUGUACCAAAAAGGGAGGGGGGGGGGGGGGGGGGGGGGGUGACAUGCUAGGCACUAAUUACUGAAUCAGCUUUAAGACUGGAAGAGGUUUUGAACUUAAGCCUUGUGAAUAACCAUGUGUACUGGAACCCGACAUUAUACAUCUCAGACCCCAACCAUCUGAAAUAAAAUGCUAAUUUUGGAGCUAAA
Molecule: messenger RNA, 4443 nt
Organism: Mugil cephalus (flathead mullet)
Lineage: Eukaryota; Metazoa; Chordata; Actinopteri; Mugiliformes; Mugilidae
Gene: cdh2
Product: cadherin 2, type 1, N-cadherin (neuronal)
Exons: 16
Coding region: 252-3002 (916 amino acids)
Biological process (GO): regulation of synaptic transmission, glutamatergic; adherens junction organization; regulation of axonogenesis
Cellular component (GO): lamellipodium; postsynaptic specialization membrane; postsynaptic density
Molecular function (GO): calcium ion binding; cadherin binding
Source: RefSeq, a predicted model, not a curated record